UGUGUGUGUGUGUGUGCGGGUGUGUGUGAUCAUUAACUCAACGGAUCAAGGUGUUGAUCUUUGCUUUGUCCUUGUCACAGGAAAGAACCCGGCUGCUCUGACAACAACUUGAAUCCCUCGGGGCUUUUGUUUUAUUCUCCUCCUUCUGCUCUGACGCUUUCAUCGACUGCUCUCUCUCGGUAACUUCACCUGUUCACAAUCCACGCCACGCCUUUUUCACAGAAAGUGAAAGUGGAGAGGAGCAGUUCAAGCAACGAGAGGCGGCAGAGAGAGUUCACUCGGCUGAGUUACCGUACGCAGCUGCUGAUAUAAUCAAGAGGAUCGAGAUGUCGGACAUGACGGACAGGUCGACCGACGCCGCCGACGAGGACGCGGCGUCCCCCGGGAGCGACGGGGCGACGGCGACCAACGGCGAGGCGGCCAAGCCGACGCUGGGCGUGAUGAGGUCGUUCAGGAGGAGCAUUCGACGCGCGGCGGAGAGCAGCCCGCUUUUGCCGGGGCGCAAGGGGUCAAAGGUCACGCGCGGAGCAGACGCCGCCGGCGACGAGCCGGGGUCACGGCCGCCGCCGUCGCCCAGCCCGAGCGCCGGUUCUCCGGUUCCCUCUCCUCUGAAGAACAUCGGGAGCUUCUUCCAGAGAAGGGAGGACGAUGAGGGCGAGGUCACCUCACCGAGAGGCAAACCUCUGAAGCGUUCAAAGACAGACCCCAACAUGUCGGCGUCCAGCGACUCUUUCAUGAGGCGAUCGUUCCGCCGAAGCUUGAAACUCGGCACCAAGAAGGACAAGGACAGAGGCGGCCGACAGGAGCAGCUCGUCCCCGUCUCCGAGGGCUCGCGGGAGGACCGGGCGGAGGAGCAAGAGGCGGAGGCGGCGGAGGAGGAGAUGGAGGAGGUGGAGGAGGCGUACACGCUGCCAGAACUUCCCCACACACCGCUGUCAGUGAUGCAGAUCAGUAAGCUGAUCGACAUGGAGGUGCUGGAGGAGGCUCACCUGAACCUGCUCGCCCUGCGGCAGGAGCUCCGGCACGAGAUGGAGCGCUGCGGCGACGACUCGCCCAUAGAUCUGGUCAAGAAGGAGAAAGACCUCAACCUCCUCUACGGGGACCUGAGGAAGAAGGUCAACGCCAUAGUGCGCGACGCCAACUCCCUUCCCUCCAGGAACAAGGGCCUGCUGGUCCCCGUGGCCCGCAUCAUCCAGGAGGAGGAGAGGAGAGCCGGGGAACUGGGCGGGCUGCCGGACAGCUGGACGGAAGCCUGGAGGGAGGCGGUGGGCGAGGGGGCGCGGGCGAAGGUGGCGGGCGUGCACCUGGAGCCGAAGGAGCAGAACGCCUCCUGGCUGGCCGUUCACCUGGGGCUGCUGGGUAAGGCCAUCGUGGAGGACCUGGAGGGCGUGAGGAGGGAGCUGCGCUGGUCGUACCCGCCGAGCUUCAGAGUUUUCAGCACCUACGUGCGGAGCUACCACAGGGUCGUCGGGCAGCAUCUGAAGAGGCUGGAGCAGCAGGUGACGGAGCUGAAGGACCUGUACGCCCUGCUGGACUGGAUCAUCAACAGAUACAAGAGCGAGAGGAUCAUGGGAAGUCCGUCGCUGCAGCCGGACAUGAGGGACGAACGCUCCGACCUGCAGCUGGAGGGAAACUUCCUGCAGCAGCUGAAGGAGAAAUACUGCUGCAGAGUGAAGGUGGACAUGAGGUCGUCACUGGACAGAAUCACCGAACUGGAGAACGAGGAGUUCUGGAUGCAGAGCAAGCCUCCGGAGAAGGAGGAGGAGCUCCUCGUCUCCCCGAUCCACAUGGACAUCUGGACGAAAGUGAAGGGAAACGCCGUGAACUCUGGACAAAUCGAUGCCGAGCUGGAGCAGAGAGUCGUCGCCUCCUGCCUCCAGGAAUUGAAACUGUUCCCCAGGAGGUUCGAGGCGGAGCUCCGGCGUCACUGCAGCGCCCUCAAGCCGCAGGCUCCGUGGACCGAGUAUCAGAUGACCUACAUCAACAGCUUCACCGCUUUACAGCAGCACAUGGAGGGCUACCUGAGCGCCUGUCCGGGCGAGGUGGAGGACUUCCGGCGAGAGGUGGAGUGGCUGAGUGUGCGGCUCAUGCAGGGCCUGGAGGAGCAGUUCAAAGACGACGUGAAGCCGUACCUGAGGAGAAUGAUGACGAGGAAGUGGCUCACCGACGACGAGGACUUUGACCGGCUGCACAGUCGCGCCAGGCUCCUCUCUCACCACUGCAGCCUCAUGAGGCCUCAGCACGUCCAGGAGUUUGCGAGUCACUUGUACUACCACGUGGCGAGGGAAUACAUCGGCCAGCUAAUGAAGAAUAACUACUCCUGCAAGAACCGGAAACACGAGAAGGCUGCGGCCAAGAUCCGACGGCAGUGGGCUAAACUCGUGGAAGUGUUUGAGGACAUGGUGUCGUCUCACAAGUGGCUCUAUCCGGUAGGAGACGACCUGAGCGACAUCAUCGGACAGAAAAACAAGACGGACAUAAAGAACCACCUUGAACCCGUGGUGAAGCAUUACCCCGACUUCAGCUGAUGUUAGUUUCCGCCCAAGUAAAACCAAAUACCACAGGCACCGACAGCAUGGUAAAAAACAGAAAACAGACCGAUGAAGCCCGUCGGGCGCGACGGCGACGCUGGCAAGCAACAUGAAAAGCAUCGGCUUUAACAGAUCAGCCAUCCAGGAAACGCUGCUGUUGAUCCAGUAAUUUAUAAACUGCGGGAAACUCAGGGAAGGUCGGGGGGCCAGGGCCUGAGGAGCGAGCGGGGACUUCCCAAACAACACCGAUCACUUCUGGUUUAUUAGGAACUUGUUAAAGUGAAGCCUGCAAGCUAUGGUCCCGGUGGCGCAACACGCCUGUGACGAAAGGCAGCGGCUUUGUUGCGUCCAACAAAUAAUCAAGAGACUGUGACGCAACGGAGAGAAAAAUCCAACAUGAAGACAUUUGGGCCAACAUCUUCUUGAAAGAAAAUGUGUCUCAAAGUUUCCUCUUUGAGACGUGGAGGGAGAAAACAAAGUCGCUUCAGUGUGGACGUCAGAUUAAAGAUGGACCUCGUGGACCAAUCAAACAAACGGGGCUGUAAUCUGCUCUGAGUUAACGGUUGUGUCGACUCUCUGAAAUCAUGACUUAUUAACAUCUGAGUGCCACGUGCAUGUGUCUCCGCCUGCAGACAUGUGACAGGAUUAGUCAGUCACACCAGAGGAACGAACCAGGAGAGAGUGGUUACUGUCGGUCAUUGAUUUUUAGUCAAAUGAUUGUUAAAAAAUAUUCCUCUCUCAUAAGCUCCUUUGUCCAAAGGACAAUAAAUGCAAAAACUCACGGUUGAAAUCUUGAUUUUCU
Molecule: messenger RNA, 3333 nt
Organism: Scophthalmus maximus (turbot)
Lineage: Eukaryota; Metazoa; Chordata; Actinopteri; Pleuronectiformes; Scophthalmidae
Gene: exoc3l4
Product: exocyst complex component 3-like 4
Exons: 14
Coding region: 327-2528 (733 amino acids)
Biological process (GO): exocyst localization; exocytosis
Cellular component (GO): exocyst
Molecular function (GO): SNARE binding
Source: RefSeq, a predicted model, not a curated record